AUGAUUCAGUGGAAACAGGGGAUUUUCGGUAUUCUACGUGGUAUACAGAGUAUUUCAAGGCCUUAUAAUAGUUUUAAACGGCCAGUUUAUCGUUUUUCUACACAAAGUUAUAGAGCACGUAAAUAUUUUGAUACAUUACAGCUAGUAAAGCAGCUUGAAAAGGAGGGAUUUACGAAACAACAGAGUCUUGCAGUUGUACAGGCACUUCAUGCGGUUAUGGAGGAGAAUUUUCAUGAUUUAACAAAAACAAUGGCAACAAAAGAGGAACAAGAAAGGAUCAAUUGCAUGCAAAAAAUGGAGUUUUCACAGCUUCGUUCAGAGCUUCAGACAUUGGAAAAGAAUGAUAUUACAUCUACACGACGGGAAUAUGAUAGAAUUGCAGCGGAUCUUGAGAAAUUAAAGAGUAGUUUCCGGGAAGAAAUCAAUCAUACACUUUCUAAUGUACGUCUUGAUUUAAAUCUUGAGAAAGGAAGAAUUAGAGAUGAAUAUACGGCGCAUGAGAUAAAGAUUAAAGAAACGGAUACACGGAUUGAAAAUGAAAUCAAUAAUAUAAAAACACAAGCAGAAGCAAUCAAACUUCAAACAUUUCAAUGGCUUGUUGGAAUUGUUACAGGAGGAGGAGCAUUGGUAUUGGCAUAUGUUCGUUUAGUUAAGUAG
Molecule: messenger RNA, 657 nt
Organism: Pneumocystis carinii B80
Lineage: Eukaryota; Fungi; Ascomycota; Pneumocystomycetes; Pneumocystales; Pneumocystaceae
Exons: 4
Coding region: 1-657 (218 amino acids)
Cellular component (GO): mitochondrion
Source: RefSeq, a predicted model, not a curated record